AUGGCAACAACAAACAGUCCACAAAUCAUUCCUCCUACUGCUGCCGCUCCUGCAUCCCCUUUUCCUACUGUCCAGGGAGUGGCAUACACACCUAAGCGAGUACUUGGUCUGCGCCUCGCGGAUAACCGUCUGGCUUUCAGAGUGAGGCUCACUUUCUUCCUAUCUAUCGUCCCGAUGAUUUUCUGCAUCGCUUUUGCCAUCGCGGUGUGGUUCGUAUCGGUGCCUGUGUAUAUCUGGUAUUACGUUCUGUUGAUCAUUACGGUAGUAGCUCCUACAGCCUUAUACUAUUCGUUUGCGAAUAACAGCCCCUCGUUUAUGGGUCUUUUCGCUUUCCUCAACGGUGCAUUGGCGGUGUGCCAAAUUCUCUCAGUCUGGCAGGUGUUGAACUAUGUUAACAGGUGUGAAACUUUUGUAGACGAAUGCAAAGUAUCUGGACUCAGGGUAGUUCCAGCCGUUGCAGAUCCAACAUAUGCCUGUUCGUUCUACUCGGUGAUGGAGUAUUCGUCUUUUCAACACUGGGCGGAUAAUAAGGACUCAGCCCUCGCGAUGUACCUCUCGUUCUUCAUACCGGUCGUGGUACUUCAUCUGAUGCUGUUGGCCUUGGGUCUGAUGUGGUAUUCGAAGUUGAGGAGGGGUCUCAGAAUCUCUACUACUGGUCCAAUCGGGGGUGUCGCUGCCACCGUUAUUACUAGUGGGUAUGUCGCUAGAGGUACUGAAGCUAAUGACACGGACAAAGUUGCCGUUGGUGUACCCGUCUCGGCUCCGCAAGAUAAAGAGGAGAACAUUUAAUCGAAGCUCGCCGAUAACCGAGACUUCAAAGACUUACUGCCGGUUAUUGAGAGCUCCGGCGAACUCCAGCACUUCUCUCUUUAUUUUGAGGGCAGUUUUAGUGGCAUUUGAUCCUCGAAUGACUGUUCUGUAGUCCUGGGAAU
Perkinsus marinus ATCC 50983 is the source of this 932-nucleotide messenger RNA. RefSeq lists its product as hypothetical. The record is from RefSeq and is a predicted model, not a curated record. NCBI's taxonomy places the organism in Eukaryota, Perkinsozoa, Perkinsida, Perkinsidae. The coding region runs from base 1 to 789 and encodes 262 amino acids. The transcript has 7 exons.